Molecule: messenger RNA, 1735 nt
Organism: Arabidopsis thaliana (thale cress)
Lineage: Eukaryota; Viridiplantae; Streptophyta; Magnoliopsida; Brassicales; Brassicaceae
Gene: UXS5
Product: UDP-XYL synthase 5
Exons: 10
Coding region: 455-1480 (341 amino acids)
Biological process (GO): UDP-D-xylose biosynthetic process; D-xylose metabolic process
Cellular component (GO): cytoplasm
Molecular function (GO): UDP-glucuronate decarboxylase activity; NAD+ binding
Source: RefSeq, marked reviewed
AAUGCCACAUCAGAUAAUACGUUUGGUCAAACGUUGUCGUUGUAAUCGAGUAACCACAAAUUAACAUUUGAUAUUGAUUUUUCCACUUUUCGUGUUUUUUAAGUCACUAAUCUUAUCUCACCCAAAACAAAUUAAACAAACACACAAAAAAAAGUCUAAAAAAAGAAUUUCUCAACAAAAAAAUAAAAAUAUCUAACUUUUCCAGAUAAUAUAUUCAAAAUUUUACAGAGAGGAAGAAGAAGUUCCCGACACUUGUGAGAGACUAUAAAAGUAUACGAUCUCCUCCUCUCGCUCUCUUCAGAUCACAAAGUUUUCGUUUUUAGGGUUCUCUCAUCGAUCUCGUAAAUACUCCUCUCGAACCCUUUCUUUAAUCGGAAUCUUCUUUUUCUCUGUUGUUUGAUUCGAUUUUUUUUUUCUCAAAAAAAUUCAGGGUUUGUGAUCUUCUUCUUCAUCAAUGGCGUCUAGUGAUAAACAAACAAGCCCAAAGCCUCCUCCUUCACCGUCUCCUCUCCGUAAUUCCAAGUUUUGUCAGUCAAAUAUGAGGAUUUUGAUCUCAGGAGGAGCUGGAUUCAUUGGUUCUCACCUUGUUGAUAAGCUGAUGGAAAACGAAAAGAAUGAGGUGAUUGUUGCUGAUAACUAUUUCACUGGUUCAAAGGACAACCUUAAGAAGUGGAUUGGUCAUCCAAGAUUUGAGCUUAUCCGUCACGAUGUCACGGAGCCACUUUUGAUCGAGGUUGAUCAGAUUUACCAUCUUGCAUGUCCUGCUUCUCCUAUCUUCUACAAGUACAACCCUGUGAAGACAAUCAAGACCAAUGUGAUUGGCACACUGAACAUGCUAGGUCUCGCCAAGCGUGUUGGAGCAAGGAUUUUGCUUACCUCAACCUCGGAGGUAUAUGGAGAUCCUCUCAUUCAUCCCCAGCCUGAGAGCUAUUGGGGAAAUGUCAACCCAAUUGGUGUUAGGAGCUGUUAUGAUGAAGGCAAGCGUGUUGCUGAGACCUUGAUGUUUGACUACCACAGGCAACAUGGAAUUGAAAUCCGCAUUGCUAGAAUCUUCAACACUUAUGGUCCACGCAUGAACAUCGAUGAUGGCCGUGUUGUAAGCAACUUCAUUGCACAAGCACUCCGGGGUGAGGCAUUGACUGUUCAGAAACCAGGGACACAGACUCGCAGUUUCUGUUAUGUAUCUGACAUGGUUGAUGGACUUAUGCGCCUCAUGGAAGGAGAUGACACUGGUCCCAUCAACAUCGGUAACCCAGGUGAGUUUACAAUGGUGGAGUUGGCUGAGACAGUGAAAGAGCUGAUUAACCCGAGCAUAGAGAUAAAGAUGGUUGAGAACACACCGGAUGAUCCAAGACAGAGGAAGCCAGACAUCACAAAGGCUAAAGAAGUGUUGGGAUGGGAACCAAAGGUGAAGCUUCGUGAAGGCCUUCCACUUAUGGAAGAAGACUUCAGGCUAAGGCUCGGAGUCCACAAGAACUAAAACUCCAUCACCGAUCACACGCAAACGUGAAUGCACUACAUAACCAAGUUCUACUUUUCAUAUUCCAUGGUGCAAGCGGUUGGUUUCAUAUAAUAUGUUUCUACUUUCCACAGUCGAAAUUAUUCCUAGAGAAAAAUAAAGAUUAUGAACGAAUGCUUUUUAUAUUUAAGGAAGAUAAAAUUUACUUUCUUGCCAUAGCUUACGCAGCUACGGUGACUCCAUUUUUUCAAAUCUUGAGUGAGGUAAACAAUGGCG